AUGCCGGAACUCCAGAAGACCAUCGUGGACAACUUUGACUGGAACUUCUUCCCGGCUGCCUUUGACGUGGAGUUGACGCACCAGAGCGACAGCUUCCAGCUGGCCUCGGUCUAUGGCACUCCCUUCGACCUCCGGGAAGAGUUGCUGGAGUCGGACUGGAUGCCCGAUGCACAUCGAUUCUAUCCUGCCGACUUCAAGGCUCGGGUGAAGACCCUGCUGCUGUGUCUUCGCAGACACCCCCUGGCUUUGCCAAUGCCUGCUUUGCAAAGCGUUUGUGGAUUCCUGUCCUGCGGCGUGCGAAGCAUCACGCGUGUGGACACGGUCUUUCCCAGCGGCGUGCAAAGUGACGGCGCGGUGGACGGCGGACUGAUACUUCUUCGCCUCAAGGGCGCGAGCUCGGGGCUGGUGCGACUCACUUUGCGCUAUGAGGCCAACGGGCAGCGCGUUGCGCGUUGCCACGACGUGCGGGUCACCGCUGAUGCCGGCGAGCUGGACGGUGCUAUUCAGAAAGGUGUUGCCCUGCAGCGCUACGUGGAGAGUUGCCGGCGGUAUUUGAUGCUACGAACUCCUGUUGCUCCAGAUGACCCAUUCUAUCCGGAGUACAAGGCCAGUGUGACCGCUGCCUUGCAGCGGUUGAAGGACUUGGCCACGGAAUUCAGCGAUCGCGACGUGGACGCGCAAUGUCCGGGACUUGUGCAGCAGCUGCAAGAUUUCCUGGAAAUGGCCGACCGGCAUGCCGAAGACGUGCUGAAACCGCUGCCGGACCAGCCUGAGCCCGCACCUCCGAACGGAAAGGCUUUUGGUUACACGAAUCCGACUUCCUAG
Messenger RNA from Effrenium voratum, 825 nucleotides. NCBI's taxonomy places the organism in Eukaryota, Dinophyceae, Suessiales, Symbiodiniaceae. The record is from the annotation of a GenBank genome assembly.